UACAUUUUGAACAUCCGAAUCUAUAAAAAUGCAAAGGAACUUGUUCAUUACCUUGCGCCCACUAAUGGGCAACAUCAAUAAAUUAAUGAUGGUGCCCCAGCGCACAUUUCUGCGCUCUGCUGCUCUUAUGCAGGGGCCAGCCAAAUGUGGAGUAGCCAAGGUUCCUCCAAAGUUGGCGAAGCUGCAGAAGCAAUUUCAGCAAAAUGACGGGAAACCUGUGUUCCUCAAGGGUGGCGGCACUGAUGCCAUCCUUUAUAAGCUAACUCUAGUGUUAUGCCUUCUAGGCACAUUAGGAUCGGCCUGGCUAUGGUUUGGCUACAUACUGGCCUAGUUAAAACACACUCAUUUAUGUUGGCUGCAGGCAACAGGCAUCGACAGCCAACCCUUUCAGGAAUUUAAUACAAGUUUCAAACGCCAAACAUGUUACAAACGAAUGUUAAUUUAACAAACAACUAUACAAUUACACAACUGUUCCGCCUCAUAUAUACAUAUAUUUAUAUAUCCAUACAUAACUCAGGUAUUUCAUUCAUAAAUAUAUUAAUUCUAACCCAAUUCAACAUAA
This is a messenger RNA of Scaptodrosophila lebanonensis, 562 nucleotides long. RefSeq names its product cytochrome c oxidase subunit 7A1, mitochondrial (gene COX7AL). Bases 29 to 331 code for a protein of 100 amino acids. NCBI's taxonomy places the organism in Eukaryota, Metazoa, Arthropoda, Insecta, Diptera, Drosophilidae. The transcript has 2 exons. The record is from RefSeq and is a predicted model, not a curated record. Gene Ontology annotation, biological process: regulation of oxidative phosphorylation; mitochondrial respirasome assembly; mitochondrial electron transport, cytochrome c to oxygen.